GAGCCGUCGGAGCAGCUGGAGCGCUGGUCCCGAGGUGAGCGCCGCCGCAGGGCGGCCCCCAGCCAGUCCGAGGCCGGAUGCUGGCGAGCCGGACGGUUGGUGAUUAAUCAGUCGUAGUCCAACAUGCAGAAGUGAGUGGGUGAAAAGCAGCAGAACUGAUGGGUCAUGAGGAUUUAGUUGGAGUCAGUGCAGUGGAAGGUUCUCUUUAUUGAUUCAAUUCAUGGACACAGUGAAAAAUCAACAAUUAUGAAGAUAAAACCAUGAUCAGGGUGAUCGGAUGGGAUCUGUGCGUAGAAAUAUCUCAACACAAGAAUUUUUAACAGAAUCAUGAAUAAACUGGAGGACAAGAAGGACCAGAUGAUACCAUGAAGAGAAGUUUACAGGCCCUCUAUUGCCAACUGUUAAGCUUCCUCCUGACCUUGGCGCUGACCGAAGCUCUGGCGUUUGCUGCCCAGGAACCAUCUCCCAGGAACUCUCUUCAGGUCCUGCCUCCCGGCACCAUGGUGACCCCACCGCUCAGCUCCACCAGUCGCUCCGCCCUGGUGGCCGCCCCCUCCAGCAUGACCUUGAGCCCCCGUCCUGAUGGGCCCUUCUCACAGGCCGAAGCCACCGUGGCAGCAGCAACACCCUAUCCAGAGGGACACCCUCCUGCAAACACCGCCUCCACCACGAUGGCCACGGCAACAGGGCCCCUUCCUGCGGCCACGACCACAGCCACAGCCAUGGCCACCUCCCACCCAGAGGGCCACCCCCUAGGGGAGGCUGGGCCCACCAUCCUGCUGACAAAGCUGCCUGCAGCCACCAGCCGCCCCAGCCCAGCACCCACCCAGGGGGCCACACGCAGGCCCCCCAGACUGCCUGGCUCUGCCCGAAGGGGGGCUGGCGGUUCAUCCCGCCCCGUCCUGCCCGCACUUGGGGGCCCCUCGGGAAGAAAGGAAGGCCCGCGGGGCAGGAAUCAGAGCUCCGCACACCUGGGGCAGAAGCACCAGGGGGUGAGAGCCUCUCAGGUCCUCAGAGGCAAUGCCACAGGGUCCGCGGAGCCCGAGCCCUCCACCCUCACACCCUGGAAUUCCUCCUCCUCGCCACAGCCCCAGACGGUGGCCGCAGCCACGGCGCCCAGCAGGACCACAUGGGCACCAGGCACCACCCCCUUGGUGCGCACGGCAGCCAAGCCGGGCCUUAGAGCAGACCAGGGGGGUGGUCCGACCCUCACCAGCCCAGGAGGGCAGCCGGACGCCGCCACAGCCUCAGGCGCCCCCGCCAGCCCACAACCUGCCCCAGUGCCUUCUCUGCGCCCUCGCGGUGACCCCCACGACAGCUCCAGCCACAGUGACUCCUGGCUCACUGUCACCCCUGGGACCGGCAGGCCUCUGUCCGCCAGCUCGGGGGGCUCCACGGCGGCCCCGGGGCCCCCCCAGGCUGCCUUCGAUACCAGCGUCUCCGCCCCUCCCGAGGGGCUUCCUCAGGGAACAUCCUCAGCGACACCCUCAGCCCCGCGGGCCCCCGCUCACCCCCCUGGGGCCUCAGAAAGCACUGUCCCCCAAGCCGAGGGGGAGGCUGUGGCCGCCCCCAGCAUGAUUGCCCGGCUGCCCCGUCCUCUGUCCACAGUGGUGUCCACCGCCACGGGGAACUUCCUCAACCGCCUGGUCCCUGCGGGGACCUGGAAGCCUGGCCCCGCCGGGAACAUCUCCCACGUGGCCGAAGGGGACUCCCCCCAGCACAGAGCCACCAUCUGCCUGAGCAAGAUGGACAUUGCCUGGGUGGUCCUGGCCAUCAGCGUGCCCAUCUCCUCCUGCUCGGUCUUGCUGACAGUGUGCUGCCUGAGGAGGAAGAAGAAGGCAGCCAACCCAGAGAACAACCUGAGCUACUGGAACAACGCCAUCACCAUGGACUACUUCAACAAGCACGCCGUGGAGCUGCCCAGGGAGAUCCAGUCCCUCACCACCUCUGAGGACCAGCUCUCCGAGCCGCGCUCCCCAGCCAACGGCGACUACAGAGACACAGGGAUGGUCCUCGUCAACCCCUUCUGCCAAGAAACACUGUUUGUGGGGAACGAUCAGGUAUCUGAGAUCUGACCGCAGCCGCCCUCGCUUUGCCAUGCCCUGCCUUGGGGCUCUAAAUCAUAAAUCUACAAAUAUAUAUUAUAAAUAUAAUCUUUGUGUAACCCUGACUUAAGGAGAAACAUUUUCAGCUUUUUCUUUCCUAAGAAUUGUCAACAUCUUUUUUAUAAGUGUGGUUUAAAAAAAAAAAACUUUACAGAACGAUCGUGGCUUUAUAAAAUAAAGGUCUUUCUAAGCAAAGCAGGUGCACCGAUUGCUUCUCUUAAUAACUGUCCUUGAGCCCUCGCGGGUCCCAGCAGCCCUGGGCAGCGAGGGAAUGUCACGUGCAUGGCCCCGAGAGAGUCUUAGAGCUCAGGUCCCUCUUGAAUCCAUGUGGCCCCGGCCGCCCCCCCUGUGCACACCAGCGAAGGCACCCGGGGGAGAGGACGGCAGUCAUCACUGAAGCAGGAAGUGGCCGAGCAGCAGCCACGGAGGAGCGACCAGCGCCUGACAGCACCGCUGACUGCGGGUCACCCCUCUGAGCAGGCGGGGACCCACGAAGUCCAUCAUAAUCCCAAGGCCAAGCCCCCUGACACCGCAUGACGGGACCUGCUGCCGUGCCAACCGCAGGCCUGCCUUUCCCUGGCGAAGAGAGGCUGCCCGCUGAGAGGCACACGCCUGCCUCCCCCGCAGCACCCACGUCUGCGUCCCACGCUGUGCCUUCCUCCGGAGAGGGUGCCGGAGCGGAUCCGCGGGCUGGAGGGUGCUGGUCCUUCUUCAAGCGUCACUCGUGCCGGGGGGCUCAGCGUCCAGCGUCUCUCAGAAGGCGCUCAGAUAGUGCCCCCGAGGAGGCACUUCUGUGAGAAGCUCAACACUGUAACUUCUAAAUCGCCCUGCGAUCUGACGGCCACGAAAUGGCCAAAGCCAUCGCUUGGGAGAACCAUCCCGUCCUCCUCGGCACUGACGCCCGGUUGGCUGUCAGCACAUGGACUCGCCACCCGGCUCUCGUUUUCCAUCUCCCCGUUCCCCUUCCUCUCCCCCUCCCCCCUGCACCCUCCCUCCGUGGGCGGCCUCCCCACCCCCACUGAGGGUGGCAGACCCUCGGAGACACGCGGGCUUCUGCAUUCUCUCCCUCAUAGGUAGUGGCUGGGACGGGAGAUUAAUGCUGGGACGCUUCCUUUCUCUAAAAGAAAAAUAGCUUGAUAGUAUAUAUUUUGAAUAUAGAUGUUCUUAUAGUCAGAUUGGAAAUCAAACCUAAAUGUUGACUCAUAUGUUUGUGUUGUUGCUGUGGUCUUAUCAUGACUCUUUUCUUUCUUCAUUCUCCUUUGAAAAAGAUGGCCUUCAGAAACGUGUGUUCUCCAUGUCGUAUGGACGUACCUGACAUGAGUUCAGUGGUUGUCUCUCUGUAAAGACUCUUCAUCCCACACAGAAGCAGGUUAAAUGUUGCCCUGAGAUUCCUUCCCCAUGUGCUGCUGUCUGCCAUGUUAUCCUGUCAUGGGAUUUCUGUUAGCGACUGCAUUUACUCUAUCAAUGUGUGUGUGUAUAUAGAAAGAUACCUGUUUGUAAACUUUAUAUAUAAUAUAUGUAAUCGAAGAUGCAUAUGUUAUAUAUACAUAUGUGGAUGUAUGACUUAUUUUUCCUUAUCAACAGAAUUCAGCUAC
Molecule: messenger RNA, 3700 nt
Organism: Myotis myotis
Lineage: Eukaryota; Metazoa; Chordata; Mammalia; Chiroptera; Vespertilionidae
Gene: TMEM108
Product: transmembrane protein 108
Exons: 7
Coding region: 366-2075 (569 amino acids)
Biological process (GO): dendrite extension; postsynaptic density organization; retrograde axonal transport
Cellular component (GO): endosome membrane; postsynaptic density; early endosome
Source: RefSeq, a predicted model, not a curated record